CCGGAGCAGCGGCCGCUUCAGCGACUCGGCCCGCCGCCCCCCGCCCGGCGCGCCUCAGCCUGUGCUCACGCCGAGCGGCGGGAGCCGCCGCGCGCUGAGAGGCGCUUGCCCGUGGCCGGAGUCGGAGCGAGGGGAGAGCGGGCGAGCGGGCGAGCGCGGCGGGGAGAUGUGCCCGGAGGAGGGCGGCGCGGCCGGGCUGGGCGAGCUCCGCUCCUGGUGGGAAGUCCCGGCCAUCGCGCACUUCUGCUCGCUCUUUCGCACGGCGUUCCGCCUGCCCGACUUCGAGAUCGAGGAAUUAGAGGCAGCUCUUCACAGAGAUGACUCAGAGUUUAUCAGUGAUCUGAUUGCCUGCCUGCUUCAGGGCUGCUAUCAGCGAAGGGAUAUCACGCCUCAGACAUUCCACAGCUACCUGGAAGACAUCAUUAACUAUCGUUGGGAGCUUGAAGAAGGAAAGCCCAAUCCUCUGAGAGAAGCCAGUUUCCAGGACCUUCCUCUGCGCACUCGGGUAGAGAUCCUGCAUCGCCUCUGUGAUUACCGGCUAGAUGCAGAUGAUGUCUUUGAUCUUCUCAAGGGUCUAGAUGCAGACAGUCUCCGAGUAGAGCCUCUGGGUGAAGACAAUUCAGGUGCACUCUACUGGUACUUCUAUGGGACACGAAUGUACAAAGAAGACCCAGUACAAGGAAGGUCCAAUGGAGAACUCUCCUUGAUCAGGGAAAGUGAAAGACAAAAAAAUGUCUCAAAUGUUCCUGGAAAAACAGGCAAAAGAAGAGGAAGGCCUCCAAAAAGGAAAAAAGUACAGGAGGAGAUUAUAUCGAGUGAAAAACAGGAAGAAAACUCCUUGGCAUCUGACCUACAGACAAGAAAUGGGUCCCGAGGGCCAGGCCAAGGUACUUGGUGGCUCCUGUGUCAAACGGAAGAAGAAUGGAGACAGGUCACUGAGAGCUUCCGAGAGAGGACCUCUCUCCGAGAGCGGCAACUCUACAAGCUGCUCAGUGAGGACUUCCUGCCUGAAAUCUGUAACAUGAUUGCCCAGAAGGGAAAACGUCCACAGCGCACAAAGCCAGAAUUGCAACAUAGGUUUAUGUCUGACCAUCUGUCCAUCAAAUCCAUCAAGCUAGAGGAGACUCCCAUGCUCACCAAGAUAGAGAAACAGAAGCGCAAGGAGGAGGAGGAGGAGCGGCAACUCCUGCUGGCGGUGCAGAAGAAGGAGCAGGAGCAGAUGCUGAAAGAGGAGAGGAAGCGGGAACUGGAGGAAAAGGUCAAGGCAGUGGAAGAUCGAGCUAAGAGGAGAAAGCUCAGGGAAGAGCGAGCGUGGUUGCUGGCUCAAGGCAAGGAGCUACCCCCAGAACUUUCCCAUUUGGACGCAAAUUCUCCUAUGAGGGAAGAAAAGAAGACCAAGGACCUCUUUGAGCUGGAUGACGAUUUCACUGCCAUGUAUAAAGUUCUAGAUGUGGUAAAGGCUCACAAGGAUUCCUGGCCCUUCUUGGAACCUGUGGAUGAAUCUUAUGCCCCCAACUAUUACCAGAUUAUUAAGAUCCCCAUGGAUAUUUCAAGCAUGGAGAAGAAACUAAAUGGAGGUUUAUAUUGUACCAAGGAGGAAUUUGUAAAUGACAUGAAGACCAUGUUCAGGAAUUGUCGGAAAUACAAUGGGGACAGCAGUGAGUAUACCAAGAUGUCUGAUAAUUUAGAGCGCUGUUUUCAUCGGGCCAUGACAAAGCAUUUUCCUGGUGAAGAUGGAGACACAGAUGAAGAAUUUUGGAUCAGAGAGGAUGAAAAACGGGAAAAAAGGAGGAGUCGGGCUGGUCGAAGUAGUGGAAGCCAUGUUUGGACGCGCUCUAGAGACUCAGAAGGGCCCAGCAGGAAGCAGCCACCAGUGGAGAAUGGAGGAAAAUCGCUGCCCCCUGCACGCCGAGCUGCCUCCUCAGGGGAUGAUCAGAGUAACAGUUCUAUACAGCUCCCUCCAGAGGUGGGCACAUCAAAUGGCCAAGGCUUUUCCCGACCCCUGCACUGUAGCAGAGUGCCUAGCCAGGCACCCCCUCUAAACCAGAUGAGGCCAGCAGCACCAGGGACAUUUGGCUCUCUUCAAGGAUCAGAUCCCACCAACUUAUAUGGCUCCUCUCGAGUCCCAGAGGUGUCCUCAGGAGAUUCCUUGCAGCACCCACCCUUUGCUAUACAGGCUCCAGUGGGAAUAAGUAACCACCGAGGAACCCAGCUCAGUGCUCCUAAGGAAAAGAUGUGCGGGGGUCUAACACACCUUUCCAGUAUGGGAUCUCAGCCCCCCUCCCUGCAGCUUGGGCAGAUGAGUUGUCCCAGUCAAGAUGGAAACAUUUAUCCACCAGCUCCUUUCCAGGCAGGAUUUAUUCCUUCUAGGCCUGGUGGGACUCCAGCCCGACCCCCAGACUUCCCUGAAAGCUCAGAAAUUCCUCCCAGUCACAUUUAUCAUUCAUACAAGUACCUGAAUCGAGUACACCCUGCUGUCUGGAAUGGGAACCAUGGUGCUACGAACUCAGGACGUUUGGGGCCAGAUGAGAAGCCCCACCUGGGGCCAGGACCCUCUCACCACCCUCCUACCCUUGGUCAUGUGAUGGAUGCCCGAGUGAUGAGACCACCUAUCCCACCAAACCAGUGGACUAAACAGUCAAGCUUUCUACCUCAUGGAGUUCCUUCCUCGGGGUAUAUGCAACCAGCCUGUAAGUCUGCUGGACAUCGGUUGCAGCCACCUCCAGCUCCAGCACCAAGUCCUCUGUUUGGAGGACCCUCCCAGGCCCUCCGGGGAGUGCAAGGAGGGGAAUCCAUGAUGGACAGUCCUGAAAUGAUCGCCAUGCAACAGCUGUCCUCCCGAGUCUGUCCCCCAGGUGUGCCUUACCACCCCCGCCAGCCCACUCCUCCCCAGUUACCUGGUCCCUUUCCACAGGCAGCUCAUUCAGCAUCAGUGUGUGUGUCAGUCCCCAAGCCUGCUUUGGACAACCCUGGGAGCACACAGGAUGUCAGUGAGACACAAGAGCCUGAGAAUGACCGAGCAGAGCCUUUGCCUAGGCUUGAAGAGAAAACAGCAAGUGUUUGUGCUUCAGAGGGGGUGUACCUCAAACAGCUACCUCACCAGACACCUCCCCUGCAAGCCAACUGUACCAGGCAAAGUUCACCACAAGAGAGGGAGACAGAGGGCUCGGAACUCAAAAGUGAUGCUCCAGAAACUGCAGACGCUUACAAAGCAUCGAAGAGCAAGAACUCCUGGCCUUUGGACCGUAGCUACACCAGCCCAGCUGUGCAGGGUGGUUUGAGAGACCUCUCUAUGGUGGCAGACAGAGGGACUCUACCUGAAAAUGGGCUUGUUGAUGAAACAUCUCCUUGUAGGUCAGAAGGGAAGGGCCUUGGUGGCAGUGGUUCAGAAAAGCCACUCUGCCCCAGGGGUAAAACAUUGCAGGAAACCAUGUCAGGUACAGGACAGAAUGCGACUACACCUCCUUCCGCAGACCCCAAUUUGAUGACAGGCACUAUAAAUCAGUUUUCUCCCUUGUACAUGCCUGGCCUAGAAUACUCUAAUUCAGCUACACAUUACCAUAUGAAUCCAGGUCUGCAAGGCUUGGGCCCUAUGAUGGGAGGAAAGUCCCCAGGAUCACAUCCUCAGCCCUUCUCUCCCAGGGGCUUCCAGCCUAACAGUCCCCAUCCUGGACUCUUUCCCCAAUACCGCCCCCAGCAGGGAAUGAGGUAUGCCUACCAGGCAUCGUCUCAGCCCUCAUACCACCCCUAUCAGCGGACUUCUUAUUACACAUGUCCACAGGGCUUUUCUGAUUGGCAGAGAUCUCUCCCUUCACAGAGAAGCCCAAGUGAAGCCCCAGGGAGUCACCCCCCACGCCCUCUCUUCUCAGAUAAGAAUGCCUUGUCUAGUCUGCAAGGCUGUGAGACACUUAAUGCUGCCUUAACUUCUCCAACUCAAAUGGAUGCAGUGGCUGCUAAAGUUGUCCCAUCUGAUGGACAGAAUCCUGGUCCAGAGGAAGAAAAGCUGGAUGAAUCUGUGGAGAGGCCAGAGAGUCCCAAAGAAUUUCUAGAUCUGGACAACCAUAAUGCAGCUACCAAGCGGCAGAGCUCACUAUCUACGAAUGACUAUCUUUAUGGAACUCCACCUCCACCUCUGAGUUCAGGAAUGACUUUUGGCUCACCCGCUUUCCCACCCCACAGUGUGAUGCUGCAGACAGGGUCUCCUUAUACCCCUCAGCGUCCAGCCAGUCACUUUCAACCCAGGGCAUACCCAUCUCCUGUAGCUGCGCAUCCACCUCCCCAUCCGGUGGUCACCCAGCCGAAUGGCCUCUCUCCAGAGGGCCCCCUCUACCGCUGUCAGGAAGAGGGCAUAGGUCACUUUCAGGCUGCAGUGAUGGAGCAGGCUGGCACUGGAAGCGGAAUAAGAGGCCCUUUCCAAGAAGUGCACAGACCAUCAGGAAUGCACAUGCAUCCAAUCCAGUCACAGUCCUUAUUCCCAAAGACCCCGGCACCUGCAGCAUCACCGGAACAGUUGCCACCACAUAAGCCCCCAACACUUCCUCUGGAUCAGAGCUAGUCCACGGAGGAAAUAACCCCCAAGGAAAUGGACAGCUGCACAUGAAGACGUACAGGCCUUGGAGGAUUUGGAGGAGUGACUGCUGUGCACCUCUGCUCUGCCAUCCUGUUCCAGCUCUUCUAUGAAGCCUAGCAUCCUCUGAGCUUGAACUCCUGGCCUGUAGAUGCACUCUAGAUGGCUGACACAGGCCCGCGGCUGGGAUCACCUGCACAGCUGACACUUAGCAAGAGCAAGUGGACCUGGAGUUCUUGGUGGCUUCUCCAAAUCUCAAGACUCUUGUUCAGGGAAAAAUCACUUUAACCUUGGGUGGAGGGUACAUGUAAGGAUGGAGUGGUGCUUUUAAACUUUCAUGAGCA
Messenger RNA from Peromyscus eremicus (cactus mouse), 4911 nucleotides. Its product is annotated as chromatin remodeling regulator CECR2. Bases 167 to 4555 code for a protein of 1462 amino acids. Gene Ontology annotation, cellular component: CERF complex. Lineage: Eukaryota; Metazoa; Chordata; Mammalia; Rodentia; Cricetidae. The record is from RefSeq and is a predicted model, not a curated record. Gene Ontology annotation, molecular function: protein binding. The transcript has 19 exons. Gene Ontology annotation, biological process: chromatin remodeling.